CGCAUCAUAUCAUAUCUCGCCACACAACCGUCUACCUGCGACGAAGAGAGAAAGAGCGAGACCGUCUCCGAGGACGAAGAUCGAUUCGCUCAUCGAGGAUCGACGCAAAAAAGCCCUUGAACUUUGUGGAUUGUGAGGAAAGUUUGGAAAGAUCAACACAGAAUUCCACGGCGGCGGAAGCGAAAAACUCGAUCAAUUCGAGCUUUCGCCGGCAGGAAGAGCUUGAAACAACUCUGCGGAGAUUCGAAGAGAUUGAAAGAAAAAAAAUCGAAGGAGGGCCCGGCUUCGAGGAAGAGACACUCCCAUCGCUCGUGCUACGGGCCCACCCUGACGACGUGUACGCGUCGUCUCGAUAGAGAGAUCACGGUGUGUUCGUCGAUCACGCCAUCGUUGAAACCGGGACCGACGGUGCUCGAAACUCUGUCGUGAUCCAAUUCGUGUGAGGCUCUCCUCGCCUGCACCUGCCGUGGGCAUCGGAGAGGAAGAACGUGGUCGACAGCCGCGGCACGGGCUCGUCCGUAUCGAAUGUCGUCGAGAAGACGUCUGAAAAUCGUCGGCGGAAGGACGACGAUGCAGUUCCCAACUCAUCAUCGGAUGUCACCGUCGAGCUCGGUCGGCUAAUCGACGAUUAAUCGCGAGAACGAUAUCCACGCGCGUGUUGCGAUAUCCACAACUUCGUUCCUCCCGAAAAGUAAUCCGAGAACGGGAACUCAGCCGUUACGUGCGUGUAUAUGGACCAAGUCGUGGGAAAAGGUGGAUUCGAACGUAUUCGCGGUUAUUCCUCCCCGUCGGUUAUUCUUUCCCUUCUCUUCUUUGUAUCUCGAAUCGCGACGGAGAGAGCGUGUUGAUUUCUGUGAUACUGGUGUCGCGCGUGGUGGUUAACGACCCUGUUGUCGCUUGGUGGUGAUAUCGGCGGUGUAGUGGUGAGAAGUUCUGUUGGUGCGCGAGGGUGGUGUCCCACAAGAAGGAAGAGAAGAAAGGAGGGAAGGAAAGAGAGAGGAAGAGAGAGAGAGGAGAACGUCUCUCGUGCACGCGUGACUUUCAAUUCAUUACCACGGAUCUCCCCCGGCAAUUCGACGCCGCGCCCACCCUCGAUGAGAGGAGGCACAUGUCCAUUGCUGCCACUGAAAAUGCAGGGCCUGGCCCGUGUGAAUUGCAAGACCCGUUGUGGGUCAAAAUGAGUGCGAUUACCAGCGGCAUUACCAAGAAAAGAAAGAAAUCAGAUGCAAAGCCUCAGUCGCAGCUUAACAAGUGCCUUAACGAAAAAAGACGACGGACCCAAGAGAACUUGUAUAUCGAUGAGCUUGCCGAGCUGAUUUCCGCCACGGACAUGAGCUCUGGCAAGACUGACAAAUGCCAGAUCCUUCAGAAAACCGUCGAUCAGAUUCGGCACUUUAGGCAACAAGAGGGUUCCAAUAGUCAUGCCGUACAACAAGGAGAAGUGUCCUCUUCGAAUCCCAACAUAUUGUCCAACGAUCAAGUCGGUCCUAUCUUACUCGAGGCUCUAGAUGGCUUUCUAUUUGUUGUAAAUACGGAAGGCCGCGUGGAGUACGUUACGGAUAACAUAACGCAGUAUAUAAACUACACAAAGGACGAUGUGCUCGGAAAAGAUAUUUACAACAUCAUUCAUCAUGGAGACCACAACACCUUUAUGCCUAAUUUAUUACCCACGUCUUUAAGUUCCAGCCACUGGACUAGCGAGCCACAGCCUCAAACCAGGAAUCGCACCUUUCCUUGCCGCUUCUUAGUGAAGCCUCCCGAUGAUAAGGACCAGACUAUGGAAGAGAAGCAACAGCGAGUAUCGAAAUACGAAUCUAUGCAAAUCAGUUCUGCUCUUCUGCCCAAUAACGCUGAUCGUAUCGAGAGUGGUGAUGUAUCCUCCGAAUCGUCAGACAUUGUUCCUUGCGUGAUGUGCGUAGCGCGUAGAAUACCGCCGAACGAGAAGCUCAUUAGUCCUGUUGAGCAAUUCACCUUCAAAUUGAAUAGCGCUGGGACAAUAACCAGGGUCGACAACAGUUGGUUACCCCCCACUUACUCCAAGUACAUAAACAAGGAUAUUCUGGAAGGCAGAACGCUUAAGGAGUUGUGCUACCCUCAUGAUCGAUUAAUACUCAUGAAGCAUAUGAGUGAGACGAUCAAAAAGGGAGAAAGUACGAGCGAUGUUUACCGACUGCGCGUUACUCCUGAUAAGUUCCUUAAGAUACAAACAAAGUCAAAAUUGUUCAAAGCGCCUGUAAAUGUGCAGGACGACUUCAUGAUGGCAACUAAUUCUAUUAUUGGGGACAAUGACUUAAUGCCUAUCGAGGGUGGUCAGCUUUCCAACAACAAAGUGUGCUCAGGACACUCUAGCAACCGUUGUGCGAAUAAUAGUAAUAAUAAUAACGGUAAUAAUAACAAUAACGUGGGUGGCCCGCUGAUGUCCGUCGCGCAUCUGAACGGUCAAGUGAGUGGUAUCAGUGCUCGCGGUAUGGCAGCGACAACUGCCACUUCGAACACGAUCGCCUUUAGCACGGGGGGUGCCAGUGGCGGCGGCGGCGGUGGUAGUGGCGGUAACAGUGAUCCCUUAACGCUGAGCACGUCAACUGGCAAUCCGUUCAACCAUUUUUCGGGGAACAUGGACCUGGAAUUUGAGCUCUUCCCCAGUUCCACAUGGGAUUUGGAUAGUAGUGCCGGGUGGACGGAUAGGCCGGAGUCGAGAGCAAGCGGGCCACCAAAUUCACGACCACCUUCCCAGCCAUCCCCGACACCACCGAGUCCACAGGGAACUUUCUCUAAUUCGACGUUAAUGCCUAUAGACAGACUUAGCCCAAAUCCAGUCUGCAUCGCUCCUACCUUCAGUAAUUCGUUCCCCUUCAGUCCUCUUCAGGAGACGACACAGACAGCUACAUUGAGCAAUGCUGCCACUAAUGUCAACACCAACGGCGGCGGCGGUGCCGGCAAUAGCGGUAUCAGCAGCGGAGUUAGUGGCGUCGGUAGUAACACCACAACAACCGUCAAACGAACUGAGGAGAGCAACAAGAGUGGAUGUCCUACUAGCAACAGUGGUGGAGGCGGUACCAUGGACAAUACGACCACGAGGACCAGCAACACUGCCGCUACCGCUGUUGAAACUCAGAACAACAGUGUUGUGUCCACUGAGUCCGGUAGGCUCAGAAACUUAUUGACGAAGGGCCCGAGCGCUAGUGACGAUAGCCAGGACAAUACAAACAACGAUUCGGAUAAUCAGAAUAAACAUCGGAUAUUAAAAAUCCUGUUGAACCAACAAGAUGAAGACGACUAUCAUCCGGAACAUAAAGUGCGUACGAGCCCUAGCAACAUGCCAAAGCCGAGCAUGGAGCACUCUAAAUCGUCGCUCGGAAAUAACAUGUUAUUGCAAUUAUUAAAUGAAAAAAAUGACGACGAGGAUGAAGAAACACGUGCCGGGAAGAAAAGAAAUGAACUCCUGCAACAGCUGAUGAAAGAUCAAGACGAAGAAAGAAAAUUGCAAGAACAACAACACAGAGAUAACGACCCUCUUUUACGAAGUCUUGGAUUUAAUACCACGUCACCGUCUCCGUCGCAAUCAAAUGAUCAUAUAGGUCUCGGGAACACGACGCAGGUAGGCCAGAAGAGGCCAGGAGAGGAUGGUGAUUUGAACAUAGCCGUGAAGCGACCUGUGGACGGCUCGCAGGUGUCUUCUUCGGGAACAAGCUCCUCGAAUAGCGCAACGAGUAAGCUGUGGGAGAAGAAUAAAAUGUUGGCGUCUUUGUUAGCGAAAAAACCGCCACCAACGAAUAUCCCACAGAUUUCUGCGUCUGAGAUAUCGGAAACGCCACAGGAGAAGCUGCUUCGCUUAAAACAGCAGCCGCCGAAACAGCAACAGCAACAACAACAACAACAGCAGCAGCAGCAGCAACAGCAGCAGCCGCAACAACAACCGCAACAACAGCAGCCUUGGACUGGUGGCAAUUUGCAAGUUGGUAAUAAUAAUGCGAUUACAACGACCGCGACGUCGGCGCGUCCUCUCCAAAGCCAGUCGAGACAACUACCUCGUCCAGCAACCAAUACCUACCUCAGUCAUAUGCUAAGUCAGCAACAGAGGCCCCAAAUGGGUUCAAUCGAGUCCGAAUUUGCGGGUAGCGGAGAAUACCGUCAGACUAGCAACGAUCCAACUAACUGGCAUAAUCAGUCGUCGGAUCCAGAUCUCUCCGAAAUUUUGGAUCAAGUUAUCGAGAUUGUUCCGGAUGAAGAUAUCACAAGAACUCUUCUAGCUGAUAUUGAAGUGCCGGAGAAUAAUGUCAUGAACGAAACAAUGGCAAUUAAUGCUAUUCAGAAGACAUUGAUGUUGUGCGAGACUGUUGUGAAUUCGACAUCCUCCAGUAUAACUAUGUCUGGCACGCCUCCAGCCUAUUCGACUGCGUUGGGAACUACGCCUGUGACGACUGCCAGUCAUAAUUACCAGCCACCUCCUAUGUAUCAACAGCCCAGGAUGAGGUUCAAUCAGCCAAGCAUUAGACAGCCCGGCCAGUUUACACAGUUGCAGAUACAACAGCAACGUUCUAAGCUCAUGCAUCAACAGCAACAGCAGCAGCAACAACAACAGAAGCAACGAUUACUGCAACAACAGCAGCAACAACAGUUGCUUAUCCCAUCGAAUGCUACUGCGACGGAUCAAAUGAACAGUGGCAUUAACAUCGACAAUCUUUUGAACAAUACCGUUGCGCCGCCGAAUGUGUCGUUGCAGCGAUCGAAUGGCCCAGAUUCACAAGUUUCUCCAGGCUAUGGGGCAUCCGUCCAGAUGGCUUCUCACCGACUCGCUCACUCGUAUUCCCAUCCAUCGACGAUACCGCAGCACCACAUUGUGAAUAGUAAUUUCAACAGUGGUCAACAAGUGUCCGCCGCGGCGAGGCUUUCGCCACAUUCUCCGGCCGGUAUACUGCCGGUGUCGUUUUCUCAUCCGCCAUUAUCGCCACGAGUGGCACAAGGCAAUUACGGCAACACACCGAGAUUAUUCAACCAGGUGAACCAGGUGAGGCCACAGCAGGUCACGACGCAACAACAGUUACAGCAGCAACAACGAUCGAUGCCUUCGCCAGGGACGGCAGCUUCCGCCCGGCAAUCUCCGUUUCCUGCUGAAGCGUUUCCUCCACCGACGUCGCCUACAGCCAGCCAGUUCCCGCCAGGUCCCAAUACUGCACCAAAUCCAUCGGCUCAAUAUCGAAUUCAACGGACCACAUCUACUCCUUCUGCUACGACACAGUUGCCAGGUGGAAUCGCGUCGCCGAGACACUACGGAGGAGUGAGUAAGGAACCUCUUCUUUCACCUAGUCAUUCACACUCUGCUUGCUCGGCAACACCUACCCAUAAUCAACACAACGCCACCAAUACACAACACUUUACGAGUCAACAACAUACCUCUAUGUUAUACCAACACACCAACGCCAACACUAUCAACACGGCAGAUAUGCAGAACAAUCAGUUCUGUUACGAUCGGUCGUCAGUACCGCUCUAUCCGUCUGGCGGGGAAGCGCAAGAUGCCAGGUCACUGCCUUCCGCUAAUAACGUCAAUCACCAAAUCGGUAACGCCAGCACUUCGGAAUUUGUGCGGCAAGAAUUAAGGGCGAUUGUUGGCGCGCGAACGCAACAGCAACAGCAGCAGCAGCAGCAACAGAGAGUGCCCAACAAUCUACAGAAUAAUCUUUCUGGUCAAGUUUCUCAGGACGAUCUUGAAGCACUUGGUCUGACAUUCGAGAUGCCUUCUGCAGGUGAGGCUGUGGUUAGCGAUGGCCCCGCCAAGAUCUGGGGGAGCGCCGGAAGUGCCCCCUCGUCCUCCAGGAUUACUAUGGAGGAGGCACGAGGUGAUCCGACGAAAUCAUCAUUGCUGCAGAAGCUACUGCAGUCCGAGUGACUGCAGGCCACUAUCCCGUCAUGCAGUAAAGAGUUAUAUGUAAUAUAUUUUUGAGUAUGCAAAGAGCGGAACGGAGAUAUAUAGGACAUAUAUAAAACGCGGAAGACAGCAAGAGUGCGACAAAAAGGAGAGAAAAUGUGUGAGAAAGUGUUAUAAAAUGCAUAUACACUUAUACGUAAUGGAUACUAUUGUAUUAUAUGUAACGUCAUACACGGAGUCAGUAUUCAUAUACGUAUCACCAAAUACAAUGCAAAACUAGCGCGCGGUGCUCUCUAGAAUGUUGCCCGUCGAUCAGUCGAGGAAAAAAGACGAGCGAGAGAGAGAGAGAGAGAGAGAGAGAGAGAGAGAGAGAGAGAGAAGAGUGAGAAAUA
This is a messenger RNA of Trachymyrmex septentrionalis, 6258 nucleotides long. Its product is annotated as nuclear receptor coactivator 3-like. The coding region runs from base 1109 to 5887 and encodes 1592 amino acids. Lineage: Eukaryota; Metazoa; Arthropoda; Insecta; Hymenoptera; Formicidae. Gene Ontology annotation, cellular component: nucleus. Gene Ontology annotation, biological process: cellular response to hormone stimulus; positive regulation of transcription by RNA polymerase II. Gene Ontology annotation, molecular function: nuclear receptor binding; protein dimerization activity. The transcript has 22 exons. The record is from RefSeq and is a predicted model, not a curated record.